Indicator indicator is the source of this 724-nucleotide messenger RNA. RefSeq names its product tetraspanin 8 (gene TSPAN8). The record is from RefSeq and is a predicted model, not a curated record. NCBI's taxonomy places the organism in Eukaryota, Metazoa, Chordata, Aves, Piciformes, Indicatoridae. The transcript has 8 exons. Gene Ontology annotation, cellular component: membrane. The coding region runs from base 1 to 723 and encodes 240 amino acids.
AUGGCAGGGGUAAGCAGCUGCAUGAAAUAUUCCAUGUUCUUCUUCAACUUCAUCUUUUGGGUGUGUGGUGCCAUUAUUUUGGGAGUCUCCAUAUGGAUUCGUGUUAACAAGAAUGCUCAGGAGGAGUUGGAGAUAGAUGGCAGCCUCUUUGCAGGGGUUGAUGUGCUGAUAGCUGUGGGCUCCAUCAUCAUGGUCCUUGGGUUUCUGGGGUGCUGUGGUGCCAUAAAGGAAAGCCGCUGCAUGCUGCUCUUGUUUUUUAUCGGACUGCUUCUGAUCCUGAUCCUUCAGGUCACAGGAGGUGUGUUAGGAGCAGUGUACAGGUCACAGAUUGAAGCAUCCCUCAGCUUGACUCUCCAGGAGAGUGUGAAAUCAUUGCAAAGCACUGCAGAAGACACUAAAGCCAUUCGAGAGAACUUCCAGAAGUUUGAGGAGAUGAGCCAUUGCUGUGGUUUGCUGAAUGGACCUGCAGACUGGGGAAAUAAUUUUAAUGUUCCUCUUGGUGGCCACAAAGUCUGUGAGUGUGAACAAAAGGACUCAUCAACAGACCUCUGCACCUAUUAUCAAGGCAGAUACAUUUAUAAAAGGACUUGUGGAGAAGUGAUUACCAAAUACCUUAAAGACCAUCUGCUGAUAAUUAUGGGGAUUGCCUUUGGACUGGCUGUUGUUGAGAUUCUUGGUUUGGGGUUUUCUAUGAGCCUCUACUGCCAGAUAGGGAGAAAAUGAA